Messenger RNA from Silurus meridionalis, 684 nucleotides. It is a transcript of the gene timm9, whose product is annotated as translocase of inner mitochondrial membrane 9 homolog. The coding region runs from base 121 to 390 and encodes 89 amino acids. The record is from RefSeq and is a predicted model, not a curated record. NCBI's taxonomy places the organism in Eukaryota, Metazoa, Chordata, Actinopteri, Siluriformes, Siluridae. The transcript has 4 exons.
AUUCUAUUUUGCGAAAGUGCGGCAGUGAAAUGUCUGUUUUUAGUCUCACCGUCACAUGUCCUUUCAAGGCCCCACAGUGUGAGUGAGACUCGGUCAGAUCCAAGAACAGGAGGCAGGACUAUGGCUUCUCAGGUCACAGAAUCAGACCAGAUUAAACAGUUCAAAGAAUUUCUUGGCACCUACAACAAACUGACUGAGAACUGCUUCAUGGACUGUGUGAAAGACUUCACCACAAGAGAGGUGAAACCUGAAGAGACCUCAUGCUCUGAGAGCUGUCUACAGAAGUAUCUGAAAAUGACACAGCGGAUCUCGAUGCGCUUCCAAGAAUAUCAUAUCCAGCAGAACGAGGCUCUGGCAGCCAAAGCUGGUUUGCUUGUCCAGCCACGAUAGUCGAAUACAUUGUGUUUUACAGUCUCGUAUCCUCAGGCUGUAACUCUCACCCUGCCUCCUUCAUAUUGGACUGAUGAGGCAGAGGACAGUGUCAGAAGAUGAUGUCCUCCUUUUGGGUCCCUUGAUCUUUGCAACGGUGGAGUUUUUUUUUUCCUGUUCUUCUGAUUAUGAAGACUCACCAUGGCUUUUUUUUUUAAAGCAUAUUGUGAAGGUAGUGUUUUUAUCCUUUUUUUUUCAUGGCUGAUCUAUGAAUUCACUGCAAAUGUAUGGAAAAUAAAACAGGUAAAUAAGUAA